CAUAAUAGAAAAAAUAGAAUUUUUGUUGAAUUUUUAAGAAAAUUUUUAAAAUUAUUAGUUAUAAUUAAAUAAAUAUACCAUAAAAUGUCCUCUACUAAUGAUUCACAACAGUAUAUGAAUGAAUACAUAAAACGGGAAGAUGAGGACAUGUCUGGAGAUGAAGACUCCGACAAUCGUCAAACACAUUCCGGUUAUAUGUUAAGGGAACAGGAUCGUUUUCUGCCAAUAUGUAAUAUUAUAAAAAUCAUGAAAGUUCCUGUUCCCGAAAAUGGUAAAAUAGCCAAAGAUGCUAGAGAAUGUAUACAGGAGUGUGUGUCUGAAUUUAUAUCGUUUAUUACGUCGGAGGCCAUAGAGCGCAGUAUGUCGGAGAAUCGUAAAACAGUGAAUGGUGAUGAUUUAUUGUAUGCUUUUGCCAAUUUGGGUUUUGAUAAUUAUGUGGAGCCAUUGUCGGUGUAUUUACAUAAAUAUAGAGAGGCCACCAAAUGUGAUCGUAAUCUUUUAAGUGAAAGUUCUAUACUGCAGGAUGAUUCCUCAAGUGAUAUUCGUAAGACCUGAACCAAAACGUAGAGCACACUUUUUGUUUUAUUAAAAAAAAACAUUUAUGAUUUUUACUUUUCAAAUAAUUCUUCACAUUAUACAAAAACAAAAAGAUUUAUUAAUUAAUUUGUGAUUAAAACCCUAUAAAAGCCUAACUCAGUUGUCAAAAACCUAAGUUGUGUAAAUGUUUUUGUAAAAAAACGAUGAAAACAUAAUUCUUUUACUAAUCCAUUUACCCAACUUAGAUUUUUGACAACUGAGUUAGGUCUUUGAGAAGAGAGUUUCCGAUCUAUGAUUAAAACAUUUAUCACAAACCGAAUCAACCAAACAAACAAUCCAACAACCUCUCACAAAAAUACCUGACAUAUCGACAAAAUUUUAUAUUAUUUUUUUUCAAAUUUAAUUUUGAUACUUUAUUUAAUAUGUUUAUAAAUUAUAAUUUAAGUAAUUUUAACUAAUUUGUUUUAAUUUAAGUUUUGUUUAAUUGAACAAAAACUAAAAAAAAAUUAAUAAAAUUUUAAAAUUUUUUACCGCAAA
This is a messenger RNA of Calliphora vicina (urban bluebottle blowfly), 1074 nucleotides long. RefSeq names its product nuclear factor Y-box B (gene Nf-YB). The transcript has 3 exons. Gene Ontology annotation, biological process: regulation of transcription by RNA polymerase II. Lineage: Eukaryota; Metazoa; Arthropoda; Insecta; Diptera; Calliphoridae. Gene Ontology annotation, molecular function: protein heterodimerization activity; RNA polymerase II cis-regulatory region sequence-specific DNA binding; DNA-binding transcription activator activity, RNA polymerase II-specific. The coding region runs from base 85 to 555 and encodes 156 amino acids. Gene Ontology annotation, cellular component: CCAAT-binding factor complex. The record is from RefSeq and is a predicted model, not a curated record.